Messenger RNA from Theileria annulata, 2763 nucleotides. RefSeq lists its product as uncharacterized. The record is from RefSeq and is a predicted model, not a curated record. NCBI's taxonomy places the organism in Eukaryota, Apicomplexa, Aconoidasida, Piroplasmida, Theileriidae. Gene Ontology annotation, molecular function: protein binding. The transcript has a single exon. Bases 1 to 2763 code for a protein of 920 amino acids.
AUGCCCAGAAAAAAGAAUAAUUCUAACGAUUUUUCAAGUCAUAACGAUAAUUCUUCUAACGAUGAUGGUGAAAUAAGAGAUACUGGAGCUACAAACAGGCUCGAUAUCCAUGAAUCUAAUACAGAUGAUAAUGUGGUUGAACAUCGUGAUGAAGAAGAAACGAUAAAAAUGUAUCAAAAUGAUGUUAAAAAUGUAGAUAAAAUGAAGUAUUUAGAUGAAAAAAAUAUUAAAAAUGGUGUAAAUUUCAUGAAAACCCAAGUUAACCUGCACAAAUCCCACUCGUUAGAUAAUCUUAGAAACAUUAAACCACAAAUGUUAGAUCAAAUAACAUCGAAAGAAUAUGGAGGAGGAGAAAAUUAUAACUAUAAAUUAGAAUCAACUAGUGGCAGUGUUUCAAAGAUGUUAUUGAACGGUGCGAAUUCAAAAGACUGCACCUCAUUUUCAAGUGGAUACUCAAGCCUCGAUAGAGAGAUUAGUUUAAGUAGAUCUACAAUAAACUCGCCAUAUUUUUACGAUGUAAAACUGACGAAGGGGAAACCGAACCUGAAUUCAACAUCAUUUUAUGAUUUAAACAUAGCAUACCAAAUGGAGUCUGAAAAGAAAAACUGUGACAAACAUUUUAAUAGGAAUGUUAGUUUCCUAAACCUGAGAAUAUUAUCAGAUAGUAACGACGUGUGGAAGUAUAUAGUGAAGAGAGUGGAACCAUUUCUAGAUGUGUACUCGAUACUGAUGCUAAGACAGACGUGCAAAACACUAUAUUACUACAAGUAUAAGCUUCGUUCACACUCAACAUUGUCAUUCAGAGGAUUUGGAGGGUUUGACUCCAAGUCAUUAUUUAAUAAAAUCCUUCCACUAAUACAUCAUGUAAUGGACUUGUCAGAAAACUGUAAAAUAAGGUUUGAUUUCACGGGAUGUAUACUACUAAAGGAUAUCGCAACAGUGUAUUUACUCAAAAGUAAUAUGAUAAAUACGAGUAUAGAGAUGAGACAAUACUGUAAAAAUAUAAAGGAGUUGAUAUUUGAUUUCUGUAACCAGAUCACAGAUAAGAGUCUGGAGGUGAUGCUGAAAACAAAGCUGCCGAACCUGGAAAGACUUAGCUUGACAUGCUGUAGAAACGAACAGUUUACAGGGAACCCAUUUGUGAGUCAUCUGUCGUCAACAAACUGGCCCAAAUUCAGCAAGUUCAGGUGCGCAUUCUCAAACAUACUGCUAGAACCAAUACAAACAAUAGCAGAUUUUAUAAGACCACAGAUUCCUAGAGAAGAAAGUGAUUCGACAAUUAUUCAUGAACAGCAGACCAAUCACCUUAAUUAUAAAGGGUCCUACGUAGAUCUAACAAGUCUACUUCAGCAAGAUAAGAUGAAUGAACAAAAGUUCGGUGAAAGCGCUGUUGAGUUUGAAGUAUACGGAUCACUAGGGAGUAGAAAGCUUCUGGAUAAGUUGGGGUUCGGGAUUUAUUUUACAGCAUUUGCAAACGCACUCAAGACUAACAACUAUAACAUGUUCUCAAAAUUAACAAAGAAACUACAACACCAACUGCUUAACUUGAGCAACCAACCAAACAUGAAGAAUAACAACUGCCUAUACCUUUUGAGGAAUAGAGGAAGCGAACUCUUGGUAAACUGCCCAAUCACAGUAACAGAUAGAUCUAACAAUAACUUAGGCAUUUGGACACUCCCAAUAAUCCUAGUAAUACAGCAACAGAACAUGGAAUUGUUUUUAUUGUUGAUAAAGAGAGGAGCGAGACUGAAUGUGUGGGAUAGCAUGAACAAGUCACCGCUCCUAAUAGCCUGUGAGUUGUCACUAAAUAAUUUCGUGGAGAAGUUACUCAAGUUCAGACUGCCUCCAAUACCCUACGAUAACAUAAAUAACAUACCACUCAUAGUGGCAAUCACAAACUCAAACGUAGAAGUGGUUAAAAUGCUUUUGGAGGAAAAUUUCGAAAUAAACUACAAGUGCCCAAGCAUAAUGAACUACAAAUCUCCACUAUAUGUGGCAUGCGAACACUAUAACCGUGAAAUUAUAGAACUACUAUUGCAAUACGGAGCAGAUCCGAACUGGAAGUACAGACAUAGGUCAACUCCUACAUUAUUGGGAUACCAGCAAGACUCAAAAAUACUAGAAACAUUUAUAGAAUACGGGGCAGGGAAAUCAAGUGACAAGAGAUGGGUUCUAGUGCAAGUUUUGGCUUGUGCAAUUGUUAAAAAUGAUUGUGAAACCAUAGAAAUGCUAAUUACAAGAUUCCCAGAUCUGGUGGAGAGAGAACACGAAAUAUGGUCGAAGCCAUUAAUAGCGUUAUCAAAACUCAACAAGGUACAAGCAGUUGAAAUGUUACUUAAAAAAGGAGCGAACGUGAAUACAUUUGAUUCUUACGGAACAACCGCACUCCACGCAGCAUGUGAAGAGUCGAACAUUGAUGUGAUAAACGUUUUGUUAGAGAACUCAGCGAUAAUUGACGCACAAGAUGUGUUUGGAAGGACACCACUCCACCUAGCAGUAAUGGAAAACAAGCCCCAAGUAGUAAACAUUUUACUUGAGCAUGGAGCCAGCAUAAAUAUAAAAGAGUAUUCAUAUGGAGAAACACCUGUAAUGACCGCAAUCCGAACAAGAAAUGAAAGUGUAGUGACAACUUUUCUAAAAUCAGGAAACGUAGACUUCUCAAUAGAGGAUUUAAACCACAAGAACAUUUCAUAUUACUUAAAUUACUAUAAAAUGACUAAGUUGGAAGUACUUUUAUCCCCUCAAGAACAAAACAAUACAUAA